AUGGCGUCGUCUUUACUUGCACUCCUCACACAACACACUCCGGAUCUUCAAACACGAAAAGCUCUCAUAGUAUUGGGACUCCAAAACGACUUCCUCUCGCCAGAGGGCAAGUUGCCAGUCGAUCUAGACUCCGGGUUUCUCGAGCGAAUCAAGUCGCUGGUGCCUUCGUUCCGUGAAUACGGCGACAUUUUCUGGGUGCGCUCGAUAGCCUCACCAGGCAAGGAUGCAGAUGGUUACCGUGGUGAUAAUUCCGAUACUGUCAUCACGGGCUUCUCCACCGUCCAUGAUGGCACCGGGACUAUCAAGAGUGGGGCCAAGCGUGGUGUUGUCGACGACUACACGAGCGUAGUGAAACGCAUCAAAGCUGGUCCAGAUGAACUCGACCCAGAAAUAUUUCUAUCUGCUACUGCGACUAGAGAGGCGUGUUGCAUAUGCGACACCUGGGGAGCUGAUCAUCCUGCCGAUGUCAAAUUGCUCAUGGAGAAGAAGGACGUUCACGUGGUCAAGAAGUCCUACUCCGCUUUCGCUUCAACGUCUCUGCUCACGACAUUGAGGAUGCGUCUGAUCACAGAACUGUACAUCUGCGGCUGUAUGACCAACUUAUCCGUGUACGCGACUGCUAUGGAUGCCGCGACUCAUGGCAUUCAAAUCACUCUGGUCGAAGAUGCUCUAGGAUUUAGAGACAGAGUGAGGCAUAAUGAAGCGAUAAGACAACUCAGGGAUGUCAUGAGUGCAGACGUCAUGACCAAGGACAAGAUCAUAGAUCGCCUCUGCAAUGCGUUCACGUCCGAGGAGGAAGAAUAUGGACCCAGUGAGGACGAAGAAAACGCUGCCCAGGCUGGUGCAUUGUCUCGAGUAUCUCACGACAAGAUACCCUCAGUCACCAGCGUGUUCGAAGCAAACGACUCGUUGGCGGCAGAUAGUGAAGACGACGAGGGAGAAAUUGAGCUACCACAACAUCCGCAACCUGCAAGCGUUGGAGCAGCAGCUAGCGCGACCCACGACACUUUCGCUGCCGAUGUCGUUGACGGCCUACAUGCCGACGACUACACACGGGAGGAUUUGCCAGUCAUUUACGCAGACCAUUUCGAGCCCAAGAUCGAGCUCACAAGCGACCGUUGUGUGAAGGAGGAGCCCUUGGGUAGCCCGACUGAUGAGGAACAGCCUGAAGGUCUGCCAACAGGACACAGCUGUGAAUCGAACGCUCUAGAAGCUUCUAAUGCUGACGAUGGUUAUGACGCUGCCCCGGGUUGUGAGUCACAAGAAGUUGAACCCCGAAGGAAUCACCAGGAUACGGACUCGUCAGACGAACUUCCCCUUGCCAAUAGAAUUGCUGAAGGUGAAGAGGUCAGGAUAGAGUCACACACCGAUACAGUCGAACUUGGCCAGUCACAACAAAAUUUGGAAGACCGCCCAGGAUUGACCGGAUCCCGUGAUCCCUUGCAAGAAAGCAGGGCCGAUCAGCUAGAUGCAACGCCUCAGUCCGGUGAACAAGUGGCCAAGGCAAUGCCUAGCCGCAUCGACGUAGCUCAGAUUCAUAAUGCAGUCACCAAUCAUGACUCAUUUGCUUCCACCAAGAGCGUAGAGAGCAUCCUUCCAAGAGCAAGACUAUCGAACACCGAGACGAGCGAAGUUUCAGAAAUUGUAUGCCCUACUCCGGCACUCGAGGGAGUUGCACGAGAUGGUGUCAUAUCCACCCAGCAUGAAUCCAGGCCAUUGUUAGGAGACGAGAAAGAAGUUGAAAGCGCCGGCUCGCGGAUCUACUUCGCACUGCUCCCACCAGAGCUUUCCGAAACAAUCUUUGACAUUUUGCACAAAGAGGUGGAUUGGCAAACUAUGCACCAUCAGACUGGCCAAGUUCCACGAUUGGUAUGCUGUCAAGGCUCUCGUUCCGAGGAUGGCAGCUGGCCAGUCUACCGCCAUCCUUCGGACGAGACAAUGCCCUUACAGCCAUGGUCGGUGACAGUGAAAAUGGUCCAGGAUGCUGCCGAAAAGCUGGUCGGUCAUCCCCUGAACCAUGCGCUGAUACAGCUAUACCGUGGCGGCACGGAUUACAUCUCCGAACAUAGCGAUAAGACACUUGACAUUGCCAAGGGCAGCUACAUUGUCAAUGUUUCUUUUGGCGCCCAGCGAACCAUGCGAUUGCGCACCAAGCGAGCUGUACAGGACACUAUCAGCAAAGAUGCAGCGCCAGCGCAGCGUACUUCACAUCGCAUAAUCAUGCCGCAUAACUCGUGCAUCACCAUGUCUUUGGCAACCAAUGCGGAAUAUCUUCACGGUAUCAACGCCGAUAAGCGUCCGUCCGUCGAGCUGUGUGAUGCAGAGAAAGCGUACGAUGGCCAGCGUAUUAGUUUGACGUUUCGACACAUUGCUACGUUCUUGUCUGCUGACGAAAAGAAGAUCUGGGGCCAAGGAGCAACAGCGAAGCGUGAGGUGGAAGCGAGAGCUGUGAUCAACGCGGAUGUUGUGGAAAGUGGACGGCUUAUCAGAAGGUUCGGUGCUGAGAACCAGGCGAGCAGCAUUGAUUGGGAAGCUGUCUAUGGUGGGGGCAGCGACGUACUGCAUAUGAGGUGA
This is a messenger RNA of Recurvomyces mirabilis, 2574 nucleotides long. RefSeq lists its product as uncharacterized. Bases 1 to 2574 code for a protein of 857 amino acids. NCBI's taxonomy places the organism in Eukaryota, Fungi, Ascomycota, Dothideomycetes, Mycosphaerellales, Teratosphaeriaceae. Gene Ontology annotation, cellular component: nucleus. Gene Ontology annotation, molecular function: dioxygenase activity. The transcript has 2 exons. Gene Ontology annotation, biological process: DNA alkylation repair; DNA repair. The record is from RefSeq and is a predicted model, not a curated record.